Polistes dominula (European paper wasp) is the source of this 1962-nucleotide messenger RNA. RefSeq names its product dual specificity protein phosphatase CDC14C. The record is from RefSeq and is a predicted model, not a curated record. Gene Ontology annotation, biological process: protein dephosphorylation. Lineage: Eukaryota; Metazoa; Arthropoda; Insecta; Hymenoptera; Vespidae.
CAAGCUAAAAAUUUGAUUUACGAUCAUCCGGAUAUUUGUAACGUUGUGGAAUAUAUAAAAAACAAGUUUUAUUUUGCAACAUUAAAAAAUGAUCGAAAGGAAGCGAGAAAAAUGGAAAAUGUUGAAUUUUUCAAUAUAGACAACGAGCUAAUUUAUAAUAACUUUUACAACGACUUUGGACCUUUGAAUCUCGCGUGUUUGUACAAAUUAAAGUUGAUUUAUCACAAUAGGUAUUGCUGUAAGUUGAAAAAGAAAUUAAACGAUUCAAUAAACAAGCAUAAAUUACUCGUGCAUUGUACUUCAAGAAAUGAGGAGAAAAGAGCAAAUGCUGCUUAUUUGAUAGCCUCAUACGCCAUUUUGUAUUUGAAUAAAACUCCUAAUGAAGCUUACAAACCUUUCAUCGUGGGUAACGAAUUAAUAUCGUUUAGGUUAUUUCAAGAUGCAUCUUUGGGACCAUCGAUUUACAAUAUUCAUUUACUCGAUUGUUUAAAUGCCAUUUACAAAGCUGUAUCCUUUGGCAUAUUCAACUUUGAAGAUUUUAAUUUAGCUGAAUACGAAAAAUACGAACAAACACAAAAUGGUGAUUUGAAUUGGAUUGUACCGCAAAAAUUGUUAGCUUUUCUAACUCCAAGUACGGAAAAUGGAACGAUCUAUCAUCCACCAGAAUGUUACAUUAAUUAUUUUUUAAACAAUGACGUUGUUGCUGUCGUUAGGUUGAACAAAAAAACAUAUGAUUCUAAUAGUUUUACAAAAGCAGGAAUAUCACACUACGAUAUGUUUAUGCCAGAUGGUACUGUUCCACCAAAAAAAAUUCUCUAUAAAUUUCUUAAAUUGGUGGAAACUACAAAUGGAGCUAUUGCUGUUCACUGUAAAGCAGGAUUGGGUAGGACAGGUUCUCUGAUAGCAGCAUACUUAAUAAAGCAUUAUACAAUGACAGCCAGAGAAGCUAUAGCUUGGGCACGAAUUUGUCGAACUGGUUCCGUUAUUGGACAUCAACAAGCUUGGCUAGAAAACAUAGAAUGCAGUCUUUUGAAUGCAGGCCAACAAUAUAGACUUAAAUAUCAUGGGGAUAGCAAUAUGGUUUUACAGCACAGAUGGGGAAUAUACUCGAUCGAUAUUAAAUUAGAGAACAACGAACGUCGUGGCCAUUCUGAAACUGAUUAUCCUAAUAAUAAUCACCAAAAUAAUUAUCCAGGCAAGUUGUUUCAUUUAUAUCUUAUAGAGUUAUUUUAUUUGAUUCAAUGAAAGAGUUCUUUUUCCGUCUUCCUUUUUUUUUUUUUUUUUAUUUUAUCUUUCAUUUUCUUUUUUUCUUUAUCUCUUUAACAUGGGCCUAAGGAAAAUGUGGAAGACAUCGUAAAGUUGUAGUAUACUAAAAACUUUAGCUUGUCAAGUUGCAAGUAUAUUGCAUUAUCCUUUCAUAUAUGUGUAUCCUUAAUUUGUAAUUACUUCUAUGAGAGUGACUUUAAUUAAAAAUAAUAUAUAUAUAUAUAUAUAUAGGAAAAUGAAAAAAUAAGAUUAAUAAUACGUUGUGUCCUAAUGUAACGUGCUAUAUAAGAAGCUUCGUGUUUUUUUAUUUUAUUUGUAUUUUUAUUUAAACAAGAAAUAGCGAUGACUUACCUAAGAAUAAGGUAGUCAAAUCUAAAUUAUUGCGAACAUUAGAUAACUAUGAUAUAAACGUUAAACGUUUGUAAUUCGUUAAUGAAUGAUAAGAAAAUGAUUUUUCUUGUUGUCUUAAUUGAUUGUUAUAGAUAUUAAUAAUUAUGUAUAUGCGUGUAUGUAUUUUUGUUAUAUAUAGGUAAGUUACGAAAUGUAAAUGGUACGAUGAAAACAGAUACAGAAUCUUCAAAUCAAAAAAAGACACGUAACAAAAAGGAUUUAAUUAAAUGUCGUUGGAAGUUAAAUAAUUUGAAAGGUACUUCGACACAAGGUGACAAACUAAAUGAAAUUAAAAUGAAUAGAGAA